AUGGAUGAAGCAGACCAGUCAUCGCCAAAAGGGCACCCAUUUGUGGACCCCGAAGUUCAGUCAAGAACGGGCGCGCGUUCCGCACAAUCAGCAUUCAUGGAUCGUACAAAACACUUGGCUGAGUUGAAGACGAACAUGGAAGCUAUCAUUCCGGAUUACGAUGACGUGACCGCAUCACCACUUGAUGCCGUGGAGGCUAAAGACAGCGACGACACACCAUCAAACGAUAUGAAAAUUUUCGAGACUAGUGGAGCUGCGUGCGCAGAUAUGGAUGAAGGUGUAUGGCACGAACGCGCACCCCGGGCUGCACCACCGUCACUUAGCUCGAGUCCCCUCGUUGGCCUUGCCGACCCAUCUGAGUUUCAUCUAGACUCUGUGCCGAUACGGGAAGCACCGAACAUCUCUUCCUCGCCAAUGCAUGCGGAAUCACUCCCGGUACCUCCGCGUCGUCUGUCUUCCCUCUUGAACAAGGCUAUGACGUACUUUGGCAGCUGCAUCGGCAGCUACUUCACGUCCGCGCCCGGCGUGGUCGAGUACUCCGGCGCGGAUAUCCUACGAAAUACCCAAAUCGGUAUCGAGGCGGAGGAGCUCACAUUCCCGAAUAAAGCUGCAGUGAUUAGGAUCAUAGCCAUUGUCACAGAUAGCUCUGGCGCAUGCAGAGAGAAGGAUGAGAAAUACGAGGCAGUAGAGAGGCGUGUGGAGUUACGGGCAAAGCCUAAGCGAGUGAAGGAGAUUUUGAGAGGGGAGAGAUAUUACAUUGCCGAGGAUUACUAUAGGAAGGAAAUUCGGCUCGCGUUUAGAGCUUUAGGAAAGUUGUGA
Alternaria metachromatica is the source of this 819-nucleotide messenger RNA. RefSeq lists its product as uncharacterized. Lineage: Eukaryota; Fungi; Ascomycota; Dothideomycetes; Pleosporales; Pleosporaceae. Bases 1 to 819 code for a protein of 272 amino acids. The record is from RefSeq and is a predicted model, not a curated record. The transcript has a single exon.